Molecule: messenger RNA, 1470 nt
Organism: Aspergillus brunneoviolaceus CBS 621.78
Lineage: Eukaryota; Fungi; Ascomycota; Eurotiomycetes; Eurotiales; Aspergillaceae
Product: inositol polyphosphate multikinase
Exons: 2
Coding region: 1-1359 (452 amino acids)
Biological process (GO): inositol phosphate biosynthetic process; phosphatidylinositol phosphate biosynthetic process
Cellular component (GO): nucleus; cytoplasm
Molecular function (GO): inositol hexakisphosphate kinase activity; inositol-1,4,5,6-tetrakisphosphate 3-kinase activity
Source: RefSeq, a predicted model, not a curated record
AUGCAAUCGUCUUCGCGAUCAGAGAACGCGAUGACCGCAAAGCUGGACCACGACAGUUUCGUGGCUUUCGACCAUGCCGCCGCCGGACACGAAGGCGUCCAGUGUACCGUAUCCGGCACCUUCAUCGCGAAGCCCUGCACCGCUCAAGAAGUCGCGUUCUACGAAUCCAGCGCCCUACACCCGGCAUUCCAAGAAUUUCUGCCCACAUAUAUCGGCACGUUAACUUCCGCGAAUGACCAGCAGCCUCUGGCCCUCGCCGCGGCCCAGCAAGCCGGCGCCAUCAUGCUGCCCGGCACGGAAUAUUCUUCCGCGUCGGAUACCCCUACGGCCACCGUCGCAUCUCAAGCCCAAGCGGCCGUAGCGACGGCGACCCCCAUAGUGACGGCAGCCCCCGAAACGGCCAGCUCAAGCAGCCCGACAGCAGCAGCAGCAGCGGAGUCGUCGUGGGUUCCCUCCAACGGAAAGAAACUCGAGACGGGGAUCUCGAUCGUGCUGGAGAACGUGGCUGCGGGGUUCAUAAGACCCAAUGUGUUGGACGUGAAGCUGGGUGCGCGGCUCUGGGCGGACGAUGCGCCGCCCUUGAAGCGUGCGAAGCUGGACGCGGUGUCUAAGGAAACGACGAGUUCCACGCUGGGGUUUCGCAUCGCGGGGAUGAAAGUCUGGACGGGCGUGAGUGGGGAGACCGACGAAGGGAGCCGGACCGACCCCUAUGCGACGAAGUACGAGGGCGCCGAGGGCGCCAAGGGGCAGGUCAUCGAGGCGGACGGCUACAAGCGCUACGAUAAAUGGUACGGCCGCUCGCUCACGGCGAACAACAUCAAGGACGGGUUCCGGGCGUUCCUCGCUGGGGCCAAAGCCGGGGCUGUGGAUCGGACCCAGCUGGUCGCGCGACGGUUAGCUGGGGAAUUGAAACAGGUGCAGGAGGUUCUGGAGUCCGAGGAAAGUCGCAUGUACUCGUCGAGUGUGCUGAUUGUCUACGAGGGUGAUCCGGACGCCAUGGAGAAGGCGCUGGAAGAGGAGCAGAAGCCCCAGUCGAAGCAAGAAGAGGACGAUGACGACGAAGAGGAGGAGGAGAACGUCGAGUUUGAGAUCUCCGAGGGGUCUUUCCAAGUGGUUGAUAUACCCAUUGGCCAAGGCAGCGUCUCUCACCAGGCUAUCAAUAUCAACCUCGGCCCCGAAGUCGCAGAGUUGGGGGAGCUGGAUCUCGACGAGGACGAAGAGGACCCCCCUAAAGUGCAUGACCUGCGGCUGAUCGACUUUGCGCAUGCGAGCUGGACCCCUGGCCAGGGACCGGACGAGAACGUCCUGAACGGAAUCAGGAGUUUGACUCGGAUACUGGAGGAACUCGCCUUGGAGUAAUUGUAAGAAUAGUUGCAGUUUGAAAACCACUACAGUCGCUGGCGGCUUUAGGAAUAGCACCAUUUUCCACCAUACAACACCCGAGCAUUUAGCAUCAUCAAAAUGGAACCC